AGAUGCUUUACUGAGCGGUCAGUGGUCGGUGGUCAGUUGAACCUGACCGUUCCAUUGCCAGAUUCAGAUAUAGCCACCGGUUUUAAAGCUCUACUGCGUUUACAUCGUGUGUGCAGUUCUGUUUUGCUGGGCUCCUCGUGUUCUGCUUGAUUUAUUGAUAUUGAUUUGUGUGCCUUGUAUUUUUUUUUUUAAUUUUCGCUGUGUUUCUGAUUGCCAUACGCGCAGUGAAUCGGGGUGCACUCGAAAAAAACAUAGAAACGUAGACGUAAUCCCUUAUCUGGCAAAAUUCUGGCAAAAGGUCGUGUCGAAGGUGGAUUCGUUGGAAGGUCCGUGCCAUGAGCAUUAGUCGUUUAAUCAAUACAUGUGAUUAGCGUAAUUACUGCAAGUUAGUUUACCGCUUACAAUCAGUGUGUAAGCAGCAGCUCUAUCCAAAUCAACAGCACUCUGUCCUUAUCAUAGAAACAAAUCCCCAACUCAGAUAGUUUAGCAGGUUUACGAUAUCUGCGAUAGCUAUAAAUAUCCCGUGUACUACUUAGUAGAGUGACAGAACAGAGAUUAGAGACGCCCAAAAAAAGGUGAAUCAACCGAUCCAACCUGUCCAUGUUAUGUUUUCCGUUGGAUGGUGAAAUACUGAAUCACUGUCUUCAAGAAGAUAACCUUGAAUUUUCCACACACACACACACACUUGGCCUUUCUAUGCCAGGAGUGACUGUAGCUCAUGUUCAGCAUCAAUACUCAGUGAAUACAUACCAAGCGCUUGAAGAUGCCUCUGAAUUGGUUCCUGCUCCUCGGCACUUUGGUGCUCAUCAGCUGCUCCGCUGUGAAAGCAGCCGCCAUGGUGGGUCGUGCCUGCAAUGUGACGGCCACCAUGCCGGGGAUCUGCAGCACCUCCGCCGAUUGUGAGCCCGUGAUCGAUGGCUACAUCAAGUCGGGAGUCCUCACGCUCAACGAUGUGCCCAGCUGUGGCCUCGGCGCCUGGGGUGAGAUCUUCUGCUGUCCCACCAAGCCGUGCUGCGGGAAUAGUACCAUGAGCACCAUGAGCUUCACCACGAGCAAAAGAGCACCAGUGGCCAAGGAGGUCCUGACCAGUGGUCGUGUCGAUGUGCCCACGCCAUUUGGAACAGCUGAUCGUCCAGCAGUGGCAGCCUGCAAGAAGAUACGCCAGCGAACACAGCAGAGGAGGGGCAACCAAUUGGUCAUACACAUCGUGGGCGGUUAUCCGGUGGAUCCGGGUGUAUAUCCCCACAUGGCGGCCAUUGGUUACGCCUUCGACAGCGAAUUUCGAUGCGGCGGAUCGCUAAUCGCCAGUCGCUUCGUCCUGACCGCCGCCCAUUGUGUGAACACCGACGCCAAUACGCCGGCCUUUGUCCGCUUGGGUGCUGUGAACAUUGAGAAUCCGGAUCCCUCCUACCAGGAUAUCGCCGUUCGAAGCGUUAAAAUCCAUCCGCAAUAUGUGGGGCAUAAGUACAACGAUAUCGCCGUCUUGGAACUGGAGCGUGACGUGGUCGAGACGGAUAACAUACGGCCCGCUUGUCUUCACACGGAAUCCACCGAUCCUCCCUCGAACUCCAAGUUCUUUGUCGCCGGUUGGGGCGUCCUCAAUGUAACCACUCGGGCGCGUUCCAAGAUCCUGUUGCGUGCGGGUCUGGAGCUGGUGCCGCUGGAGCAGUGCAACACAUCCUAUGCGGAGCAGCCAGGUUACAUACGGAUGCUUAAAGCGGGCGUCAUCGAUUCCUUGGUGUGUGCCAUUGAUCAAAGGCUCAUUGCCGACGCCUGCAAGGGCGACUCUGGUGGACCGCUCAUCCACGAGCUGACCGCGGAGGACGGCAUGUACACCAUCAUGGGCGUCAUCUCGUCGGGAUUCGGAUGCGCCACCGUCACCCCGGGCCUCUAUACCCGUGUCUCCUCCUUUCUGGACUUUAUCGAAGGCAUCGUUUGGCCGAACAAUCGGGUGUAAAGAGUUAGCAAGUUCUUUGUUUUUUUGUAUAAUAUAUUAUUUCUAUUUGGGAUCAGCUCGAUCCCACAAAAUUGGCAUACACUCCUCUGUGAUCUCUACGAGCUUCGCGAUCCAAUCGAUUUAAUACCAAUAAAGUAGAUACGUUUUAAGAUAGAA
This is a messenger RNA of Drosophila yakuba, 2113 nucleotides long. Its product is annotated as serine protease persephone. Gene Ontology annotation, molecular function: serine-type endopeptidase activity. The record is from RefSeq and is a predicted model, not a curated record. NCBI's taxonomy places the organism in Eukaryota, Metazoa, Arthropoda, Insecta, Diptera, Drosophilidae. Gene Ontology annotation, biological process: proteolysis. Bases 764 to 1957 code for a protein of 397 amino acids. The transcript is spliced from 7 exons.